AUGUGUGGUUAUGGAACUCCUCACUGCUGGAAGACACGUAAAAAGGAGGAAAAUAGAAUUGGAAAAGGUCCCAACAUAUAUUUAUGCUGCUUGAAAAAAUGGGAUUCCCACCUCCUGAAUCCUUCUGUCAAAUACUAA
Molecule: messenger RNA, 138 nt
Organism: Trichechus manatus latirostris (Florida manatee)
Lineage: Eukaryota; Metazoa; Chordata; Mammalia; Sirenia; Trichechidae
Product: beta-defensin 104A-like
Exons: 1
Coding region: 1-138 (45 amino acids)
Source: RefSeq, a predicted model, not a curated record